GAGCAUUGCCACCCACCUCCUGCCUGUGACACAAAGCUUUAGAGAUACAGGGAGCGAGAGGGGUAGAAAGAGUGAGGGAGGGAGAAAAAAAGAAAGAGACAGAGGGAGAGAGAGGAAGGGAUUGAGAGAGGGAAAAAUCCAGAGAGGGAGCAGGAGAGGAAAGACAGGGACGGACUAUUCAUAGCAGUAGAGCGACUGAGGACUGAGAGAGAACAUGGUAGAGUGAGAGAGAUAGAGAUCAGAUAAGUGAAUGACUCAGGAAAGACUGAGAGGACCAAGAGAGGACCAAGAACCAGGAGGAGGCAGAGGGGUAGAUCAGUGACAGUUGGUUUUGGUACUCACAAGAGCAGCAGGAGUGUUGUGUAUCCAAGCGAGGUGAAAGUGACGGUUGUUUAAACAGCUGCUCCCGGGCUGCAGGAAUAAACAACAACAGGGAGACUUUCUCCGUGUGCAGCCCGCAGGCAUGGCAAGCCAACAGGACUCUGGCUUCUUUGAGAUCAGCAUCAAGUCUCUUCUCAAGUCCUGGAGUGGCUCAUCUCCUGUGGGGAACGGAUACAGUAAGCCGCCCAUCCUUCCUGUGCUGAGUCCCCAAGGAGAGAAGGGUACUCCAACCAUGAUGCCCAUUAACAUCGACCCGGAGAGCCGGCCAGGGGAGUAUGUCCUCAAGAGCAUGUUCGCCAACUUCACCACGCUGUCCGAGCGCAAGAUACGCAUCAUCAUGGCCGAGCCGUUGGAGAAACCUUUGACCAAGUCACUGCAGAAGGGUGAAGACCCUCAGUUUGACCAGUUGAUCAGUGCUAUGAGUUCUCUGGCGGAGUACUGCCUCCCAUCCAUCCUGAGGACACUGUUUGACUGGUACAGAAGACAGAAUGGUUUAGAGGACUCAGAGUCACACGAAUACAGACCCAGAGCUAACACAAAGUCCAAAAAUGAUGAACAGCAGAGAGAUUAUCUACUUGAAAGGAGGGAUUUGGCUGUUGAAUACAUCUUCUCUCUCGUACUUAUAGAAGUUUUAAAACAGAAUGCUGUCAUGACCCCUCCUCUCUUUGACCAGAUGCCUCUCCACCCUGUCCUGGACAGUUUGGUCAGUGAAGUCAUUAACUUGGCCUUUAAGCACUUUCGAUACAAAGAAGGGUACCAUGGUCCCAACACUGGUAACAUGCAUACUGUAGCAGACCUUUAUGCAGAAGUAAUAGGAAUUUUAGCCCAGGCCAAGUUUCCUGCUGUUAGAAAGAGGUUUCUGUCAGAGCUGAAGGAGCUGAGACAGAAGGAGCAAACUCCCUACAUGGUCCAGAGUACCAUCAGCCUCAUCAUGGGUGUCAAGUUCUUCCGCAUCAAGAUGUAUCCUGUGGAGGACUUCGAAGCCUCCUUCCAGUUCAUGCAGGACUGUGCCCAGUACUUCUUGGAAGUGAAGGACAAGGACAUAAAGCACGCCUUGGCUGGGAUCUUUGUGGAGAUCCUAGUUCCUGUAGCGGCAGCUGUUAAGAACGAGGUGAACGUGCCGUGUCUAAGAAACUUUGUGGAGAGCCUGUAUGACACAACACUGGACCUCUCCACUCGAAAAAAACACUCCCUGGCUCUUUAUCCGUUGGUGACCUGCUUGCUAUGUGUCAGCCAAAAGCAGUUCUUUCUCAACAAAUGGACUGUCUUCCUCAACAACUGCCUAUCCAACCUUAAGAGUAAAGACCCCAAGAUGGCACGCGUGGCUCUGGAGUCUCUUUACCGCUUGCUUUGGGUCUACAUGAUCAGGAUCAAGUGCGAGAGCAACACUGCUACACAAGGGCGUCUCAACACCAUCAUUACAACACUUUUCCCCAAAGGCUCUCGCAGUGUCGUGCCUAGAGAUAUGCCCCUCAACAUCUUUGUCAAAAUUAUCCAGUUUAUUGCACAGGAACGACUAGACUUUGCAAUGAAAGAGGUCAUAUUUGACCUCCUGUGUGUUGGGAAACCAGCUAAAGCCUUUAGUCUUAACCCAGAGAGAAUGAACAUUGGCCUGAGAGCAUUCUUGGUCAUAGCUGAUAAGCUGCAGCAGAAAGAUGGGGAGCCGCCCAUGCCUAACACUGGAGCCACCCUGCCCUCGGGUAACACCCUCAGGGUGAAGAAGACUUACCUGAACAAAACACUGACAGAUGAUGAAGCCAAGUCCAUAGGUAUGUCGCUGUACUACUCCCAGGUGAGGAAGGCCAUAGACAAUAUCCUAAGACACUUAGACAAGGAGGUUGGCCGAUGCUUGAUGAUGACCAACGUCUUGAUGCUCAACAAAGAGCCUGAGGACAUGAUCACAGGAGAGAGGAAACCGAAAAUUGACUUAUUUCGGACGUGUGUGGCAGCAAUCCCUCGCAUCCUGCCAGACGGCAUGUCAAAGCCUGAACUAAUAGAUCUGCUGUCUCGGUUAACUAUUCACAUGGACGAUGAGUUACGCCUCAUAGCCCAGAAUUCCCUCCAGAGUUUACUUGUGGACUUCCCUGAAUGGCGUGAUGACGUCCUGUUUGGCUUUGCCAACUUCCUGUUGCGGGAAGUUCAGGACAGCCACCAGGCCUUACUUGACACAUCUCUCAGGCUGCUGCUUCAGCUGUUGACCCAGUGGAGAUUGGCUCUAUCAGCCCUAGUAAAGGGCUGCGACACAGCCAAGUUACGGCCUGCAGAGCUUUUUCAGUUGGGCUCCAGCCAUCGUGUGCUGCAUGCUGUUGAGGGGUUGGCCUUGCUGCUGCUCUGCUCCUGUCAGCUCAUGACACGUAAACUGGCCGUGGCUAUUCUCCGGGAGAUACGCUGCCUGUUCCUUGCCAUUGGACUGGCUGAGGAUGAGGAAAAACCCAUGAUUGAGGUCAUGGACCAGCUAAGUCCGGUGGUUCUGGACAGCUUUGUCCACGUGUCAGACACGACUACCGUCCCGUUGGGCCACCAAGUGGACUUUCAGUGGUUGGUGGAGUGGAAUUCCCUGCUGGUCAACAGCCACUACGACAUCCGCAGCCCUUCCCACGUGUGGAUCCUUGCCCAGUCGGUCAAGGACCCCUGGGUGCUCUGUCUCUAUAGCCUGCUGCGCCAGGACCAUCUGCCCAAACACUGUCCCACAGCCCUCAGCUACGCCUGGCCCUACGCCUUCACACGCAUGCAGCUGCUCAUGCCACUAGUUGACCCCACUAACCCAGUGUACGCUAAAAAGACAUGCAGCCCAUCUGGUGGUGUGGAUGGUUACGUGACCCUGUGGCGAAACUAUCUGAUCCUGUGUUUUGGAGUGGCGAGGCCCAGCAUCAUGAGCCCCGGCCACCUAAGAGCCUCCACUCAUGAGAUCACGGCUACUACCCCUGAUGGUAGCAUCAGCUACGAAAAGCAGAUUAUCGGAACCCCCUCAGUUGCGUGGCUUCUGAAGCAGCUGGUCCCUCUGAUGAGAGCAGACAGCAUCGAGCUGACAGAAUCCUUGGUGCUGGGCUUUGGACGCACCAACUCCCUGGUCUUUAGGGAGCUGGUAGAAGAGCUGCAUCCUUUAAUGAAGGAGGCUUUGGAGAGGAGACCAGAGAACAAGAAGCGUCGUGAACGGAGAGAUCUACUGAGACUGCAGCUUCUGAGGAUAUUUGAACUACUGGCUGAUUCUGGUGUCAUCAGUGAUAGCACCAACGGAGCUCUGGAGCGGGACACGUUAGCCCUAGGAGCACUGUUCCUGGAGUAUGUGGACCUGACGCGAAUGCUACUAGAGGUGGAGAACGACAAGGACCUGGAGAUCCUCAAGGACAUUAGAGCUCACUUCAGUGCCAUGGUGGCAAACCUCAUCCACUGUGUUCCUGUCCACCAUCGACGCUUCCUGUUCCCGCAGCAGAGCCUGAGGCAUCACCUCUUCAUUCUGUUCAGCCAAUGGGCAGGCCCUUUCAGCGUCAUGUUUACGCCACUUGAUCGUUACAGUGACAGGAACCACCAGAUCACGAGAUACCAGUACUGCGCCCUCAAGGCCAUGUCUGCGGUGCUAUGCUGUGGACCUGUGUUUGACAACGUUGGACUAUCCCCAGACGGAUACCUCUAUAAGUGGCUGGAUAACAUACUAGCCUGCCAGGACCUACGAGUGCACCAGCUAGGUUGUGAGGUAGUGAUUCUGCUGCUGGAGUUGAAUGCUGACCAGGUCAACUUGUUUAACUGGGCUGUCGACCGCUGCUUCACUGGCUCCUACCAGCUGGCCUCUGGCUGCUUCAAGGCCAUCGCCACUGUUUGUGGAAGCAGAAACUACCCAUGUGACAUUGUGACUUUGUUGAACUUGGUGCUUUUCAAGGCAUCAGAUACCAGCAGGGAAAUCUAUGAAAUCUCAAUGCAGCUAAUGCAGAUUCUGGAGGUGAAGCUGUUUGUGUAUUCCAAGAAGAUAGCAGACCAGAAGUCCACUAAUAUCUUGUAUGGGACCCAUGGACCUCUGCCCCCCCUUUACAGUGUCUCUCUGUCCCUGCUCUCACAGCAAUUAGCUAGAAUGUACCCAGAGCUCACGCUGCCUCUUUUCUCAGAGGUGAGUCAGCGUUUCCCAACGACCCACCCCAAUGGUCGUCAGAUCAUGCUGACCUACCUUCUGCCUUGGCUCUCCAACAUUGAGCUGAUGGACAGCAGUCUGCUGCCCCCCGUCUCCGGCCCCUGCAGCCCUGAGGAAGAGACCCCAGGCCGGACUGGCAGCACCCCAAGACAGGUCUCCCACCAAACCUUGAGGGGAACGGGCUGGGGUUCGCUGCAGGCCACUUUGUUAGUCCUCAACAACCUCAUGUUCAUGACAGCCAAGUACGGAGAUGAAAUCCCUGGACCAGAGAUGGAGAACGCCUGGAAUGCUCUGGUAAAUAAUGACAGGUGGAGCAACAACCUAAGGACUACCCUACAGUUCCUCAUCAGCCUGUGUGGCGUGAGCAGUGACACUACCCUCCUGCCUUAUAUCAAGAAGGUAGUGAUCUACCUGUGUCGGAACAACACCAUUCAGACCAUGGAGGAGCUGCUGUUUGAGCUGCAGCAGACAGAUCCAGUCAACCCUGUAGUGCAGCACUGUGACAACCCACCUUUCUACUGCUUCACUGCUACCAACAAGACCUCCACCGCCGCCUCAGGAACAACAUCCAGUAGUAACACUGUAGUUGGCGGCCAGGAGAAAAUCCCUGGCACAGAUGACACUAAAGCAGCAAAGGAUAAUGAAGAAAGGCUGAAUAACAUCAUGCGGAACCACAGCCGUCUGGAGUCUCGAUACAGCAACAGUUCUGGAGGCUCCUACGAUGAAGAUAAGUGUGAACCCAUUCCACCGUAUGCUGGUUGGUUGAUAAGUGUUGUGGAGACCAAUCAGCCAGUCCCUCUGCCGAUGCCGGUCAACAGAGGCUGCUGGGCUCCUCUGGUCGACUACCUCCCUGAAACCAUCACUCCUAGAGGGCCUCUACACAGGUGUAACAUUGCAGUGAUCUUCAUGACCGAGAUUGUGGUUGACCACAGUGUGACUGAAGACUGGGCCCUGCACCUACCGUUGUUGCUCCACGCUCUCUUUCUUGGCAUGGAUCACUACCGUCCCGAGGUGUUUGAGCACAGCAAGCGUCUCCUCCUACACUUGCUCAUCACACUAUCCUACAACAGCAACUUCCAGACCAUCGCCUCCGUUUUGCUGAAGACACAAGAGGUCAAUGGCAGCAAGACCCUGACAAGCAAGCCAAGUUACCAGCCUGAAUACUUCACUACAACCGGAAGUGGGGUGGAUUUCCUCAGAGAGGGUCAGGUGUCCCCUGUUCCUGACUCUGGCCUCAGCUCCUCGUCCACCUCCUCCAUCCUCAGCCUGGGAGGCAGCACCUCCAACCUGCCCCACAUCUCCUCCCAGGAGGUGGAGGAGCUGGAGAGCCCCACAGUGACGAAUGAGAGAACCAACAAGCUGAUUGAGUUCCUCACCACCAGGACCUACGGACCACUGUGGUGCCAUGAAGACAUCUCACCCAAAAACCAGAUCUCCAAAAGCACAGAGCAGCUUUCCAACUUCCUGCGUCACGUGGUGUCUGUGUUCAAAGAGUCCAAAUCAGACUUUCAUCUGGAGCAACAGCUGAGUGACAUAGCUUUGCAGACUGGCCUAUGUAGCUCAUCACGCCACUACGCCGGUCGGUCCUUCCAGGUUUUCCGGGCACUGAAGCAGCCGCUCUCGGCCCACGCCAUCUCUGACCUGCUCUCGCGGCUGGUGGAGGUGGUGGGAGAGCACGGGGAGGAAGUACAGGGUUAUGUGUUGGAGCUGCUGCUCACCUUAGAGUCUGUGGUGGACAACCUGGCUGAAUGCCUCAAGAACAACGACCUGAUGGCUAUCCUAAACAGGGCAUCCUCCCCCGACUUCCUGACGAAUGACAAGCUGGUAUCCAACAGGAAGAGCACAGGGCAGCUGAACCUGUUCCAGAGGGGCUUUGGAACAGCUGAGCGCAGCCGACACCAGAGGAGCUACUCUGUCCCUAAAAAGUUUGGCGAGGCAGACCGCUCGUCCGAACUUCCUCGUAGUGCAACACUAGACCGAAUUCAUGCCUGCGCCCAGCUGGGUGGGUUGGCCAUGAACUGCAGUCCAUCCUCAUCCAAAGACCCUCUGAGUGACCCAAACAAUGUCAACCACCCAUCCAACCUGUUGGCCACCAUCUUCUUUGUGGCCGUGGCCUUGAUGGAGUCAGACUUUGAGUUUGAGUAUCAGAUGUCCCUCCGGCUGCUCCACAAGCUGCUGGGCCACGUGGCCCUUGACAAGCAGGACAACAGAGAGCGGCUAGAGAAGCUCCAGGGCCAGCUGAGGUGGAGCGGUUUCAACGGGCUGCAGCAUCUGCUCCUCAAGGGAUUUACAUCCAGUGCCACCACUGACCUCACCCUGCACAUAUUCUGUCAGCUCACACCUGUGUCACGGGUUCCUGUGGUGGAUACCUCCCAGGCCAUAGGUUUCCCGUUAAACGUUCUCUGUCUGUUACCUCACCUAGUCCAGAACUUUGACAGCCCCUCACAGUUCUGUAAAGAUGUGGCUGAGAGAAUAGCUCAGGUAUGCCUAGAAGAGAAGAAUGCGAAACUGUCCAACUUGGUCCAUGUAAUGACCCUGUACAAAACUCAUUCAUACACACGGGACUGCUUCUCCUGGGUCAACGUGGUCUGUCGCUACCUCCAUGAGGCAUUCUCUGACAUCACCCUGAAUAUGGUCACUUACAUGGCAGAGUUAUUGGAAAAGGGUCUAUCCAGCAUGCAGCAGACCUUGCUUCAAAUCAUCUACAGCCUACUCAGUCACAUGGACCUGUCAGUCAUUGAGCCUAAGCCAUUCAACAUGGAAGUUCUCAAGACCAUUGAAAAGUUUGUCCAGACGGCCCACUGGAGAGAAGCUCUGAACAUCCUGAAGCUGGUUGUGUCCCGGUCAGCCAGCCUGGUGCAGCCGGCAUCCCCCCAUAGCGAACUGUCCAAUCUGGACCUUCGGGUGUGGGAACGCUCCUCCAAGGCCUUGCCCGGGAAAACACUAGCUUUUACUUUUGACAUCUCUGAGACCCCAGUGAUUGGCCGGAGGUAUGAGGAGCUGCAAGGUUCGCCAGGCCGGGAGGGGAAGAACCGGGUCAUAGCUGUGACCCGCAGCACCUCCUCCACCUCCUCAGGCUCCUCCUCCAACAACGUCCUGGUGCCAGUCAGCUGGAAGAGGCCACAGUCCUCUCAGAAGAGAACACGGGAAAAGCUGGUGAAUGUAUUGUCUUUGUGUGGACAGGAAGUUGGGCUCACCAAAAACCCUUCGGUGAUCUUCUCUAGUUGUGGAGAGCUCGACCUGAUGGAUCUGCAACCCAGCCUGGUUUCCUCUGAUGAAGGAACACGGGACCAGGACAACAUGGACGACACCACAUCUGAACAACAGUUCAGAGUCUUCAGAGACUUUGACUUUCUGGAUGUGGAGCUGGAGGAUGGAGAGGAGCUCCAGGGGGAGACAAUGGACAGCUUCAACUGGGGGGUGCGGAGACGCUCUAUGGAUAGCCUGGACAAGAGUGACUUGGUGCCUCUAGACGACAGCCAGCUGUUUAGCAGCACACCCAGCUUGGGACAAAUCACCCACCCAGACUCAGAGGAAUCUUCAGAGGAAGACUCCCUCACCGCCAGCCAGAUUGUAACUCACUCCCAGGUGAUCAUCAACCUAUCUCCCACCGAGGAGGUCAGUCGUCUGGACUCUCUGUCCACUUCCCGCGAUGCUUCAGCUACUGACCUUCCACAUCUCUCCCUCCAUGAACAAACUUCUAGUUGUGAGGUCUCACUGCCAGAGGACUCGAAGCCAAGGCCUCAGGUAUCAACAGAAGAUAAGGACACAAACAACCAUGAGAAUUACAUAUCCCUGUCCAUCAGUGAGCUCCCACUGGGGUUUGACUGCAGCGGUGACAGCUUUAGCCUGGAAAAGCUGGCUCCAGAUGACUACAGAGGUGAAUUGGACCUGGACUCCAGCUGUCUGCCCAGUCUCAGCGAGGAAGAGAGAGAGGAGCUGAUGGAUUCUCGUUCUUCCCCACCUCCGUCGCCCUUCUUCUCUGCCAUCCUGGCGGCGUUCCAGCCAGCAGCGUGCAACGACUCAGAGGAGGCGUGGCGGAGGCACAUCAACCAACUGGUGUCCGACACAGACGGCUCCUGUGCCGUCUACACCUUCAACGUCUUCUCCUCCCUCUUUCAGAGUAUACAGAGUAAAUUCUGCUCCCUGACCUGUGACGCUGCAGUUUACCUAGGAGAUGGCCUGCGAGGGAUAGGUUCUAAGUUUCUCAGGUCAUCCCAGAUGCUGACAUCAUGUUCUGAGUGUCCCACAAUGUUUGUAGAUGCUGACACUAUCAUAUCCUAUGGGCUGCUGGAGAAGAUGAAAUUUAGUGUACUGGAACUCCAAGAAUAUUUGGACACUUACAAUAACAGGAAAAACGCUGCCAUAGCUUGGUUAACAAACUGCAAGGUUACCUUCUCGAACGGCAGUGGGGGUGUCGUGAUCAACAGUCAGCCAGGGGAAUAUGAGGGAAAGCAAAUGGAAUCUCUGGCACAACUAGAACUCUGUCAACGGCUCUACAAGCUCCACUUCCAGCUGCUGCUGCUCUUUCAGUCCUACUGUAAGCUGAUUGAGCAGGUCCAUGCAAUCAGCUCUGUCCCAGAGCUGAUGAACAUUUCCAGAGAGCUGAAUGAGCUGAAUGUCAGUCUGCGGGCUGCUGCAGCCUCAGUGACCGCCAGUGACCUCCAGGCUGCCCAUCAAAUGUCCUCCUACGAGCCCACCUUCCACUCCUCUGAAGCAGCUGUACAAGCCAUCCUAGAAGCCCUGAAGAACCAAGAGUUUACCACAGCCAUCCGCUAUAUCCGCGAAUGCAGAAAGCUGUGGCCCAGUGACAUAUUUGGCAGCAUCUCUGAGGAUGAGACCAAGACAUUGCUGAACAUCUACUUCAGACACCAGUCACUGGGCCAGACAGGCACCUUUGCUGUGGUUGGCUCUAAGCAGGAUCUCUCUGAGAUCUGCUUCAAACUGAUGGAGCUCAAUGGGGAGAUCAGGGACAUGAUACGCCGGGCCCAGGGUUACAGAGCAAUCACCACCUUUCUCUCAGACUCCAGUGUGUCUGGCUCUAGUCUCUGACUCACUGAUGGAUGCUGACUCCAAAUCAUAUUCAAGGCCCCAGCCCCACAUGAGCUCUAAGCCUUUUUCCCAAUUUACGGCCCUGCCCAAAAAACUGCCUUUUACUAUACAUCCCCAGCCUUAGUUCUAGGUCACUGCCCCUGCCUCAGCCCUAUAUGCAGCCUCAGCCGUACAUCCCAGCCUUCAGCCUCAACCCCUUCACUACUCUGCUCCAGUCUACUACUAGCAUGGGUGUUCUGUUAUGGUUACCUUGGACACAAGUUAUUUUCUGUCCUGUGAGAGGACUGCACUUCCACAAGCCGUGUCGCUACUCAGAGCAGAGUGCCAUCAGGAUAUAAGGCCCCUGCUCAGCUCUCUAGAUGUGCAAAAGCACUGUUGGAGUGCAUUCGACAAAGCAAGACUUGCUUUUAUUGCACUAAUAUGGAUAACAUCACACGGCGGCCACUUGUUUCCAAGAUCAACAACUUUCGUCUAGUAGAAGACACACCAAAGUUAUGGUUAACUUAUUCUUCUGCUGAGUAUCUGUUUUUAAAUCUUCAAGGGAAAAUGUGCAAUGCUUCACAGAAGUGAAAGACUUUUACUGUAUUAUGAAAGAAAGUUUUUUGUUGAUUUUAGUGCUGUUGGCUACUUGAAUAUUAUUGAUAGGCUAAAUUAUGCUGAAUAUUUGGAAAUAGUAUACCUGUGUGUAUGUGAAACUGACUGUAACCUGACUACCAUCCAUGAACACUGGAAAGCACAUAUAUAAACUCUUCACACAUACUUAAAUAUAAAGGCUCAACUACUCUGAUAUGCUGCAGAUCUACUGUCUCAAGGACCUUCUCUAGAUACUGCAUUCAAGUAAUAUUUUACAGAUGUUCGCUUUCUACGGUAUAGCUAUUUUGCUUAUAGGAGAAUUAUUUAUAUAUACACAUGUAGCUUUCUACGGUGUAGCUAUUUUGCUUAUAGAAUAAUUAUUUAUAUUUACAUAAAAUCCACAUGCUUUGAACUGAUUAGUUUUAUAGAAUGAAAGGAAAUGUUCUGUUUGUUAAAACUGCCAAGCAUGCAUAUGUUAUGUUCUAUAAUGUGUAAUCAAAAUAUUUAUAGAUAUAAGAAUCUAAUUUGAGUGACAAUUGCAUUUGUACAUUGUGCAAUGGGAGCUUUGCAACUGCUUGUAAUAUUUUAUUUUAAUGUUUUUCCUUUACAGUUGGUCUAUGCAUGUAACUAAAAGAGAUGAAUAUUUGUAAAGCUUCCAUAGGAAUUGUUUUCACCUUGUAAAUACUACUGCUUUUAUGUAUACUGUACUUUGGUGUUCUCUACACUUCUGUGACAAUAAAAAAUAUAAAUGUAUUUGUUUAUAAA
Molecule: messenger RNA, 10894 nt
Organism: Esox lucius (northern pike)
Lineage: Eukaryota; Metazoa; Chordata; Actinopteri; Esociformes; Esocidae
Gene: frya
Product: furry homolog a (Drosophila)
Exons: 65
Coding region: 464-9556 (3030 amino acids)
Biological process (GO): cell morphogenesis; neuron projection development
Cellular component (GO): site of polarized growth; cell cortex
Source: RefSeq, a predicted model, not a curated record